UGGAUAUUUUGUUAAUGUUUUGCAUGUGAUGGCAGGAACAACGGCGGUGAAAUUCUCGGGACCGGGACUUCCAAACCUUCCCUACAACCAAGACAAAAGUUUUAUCAUCAAGGAAAUAUCAACUCCUUCCAAAAUAGAAUGUGCAGCUCAAUGUUCGGCACAUGGAGGAUGUUCAGCAAUCAUGUUCAAAACCGCAGACAUGGACGGCGAGCGUUGUAUCAGUACGGCGAGUUACCUGGACUACACUGGUAAAUGGAACAUCACGUUCAAUGGAAAAACCUGUCAAAGAUGGGACACAAACUCUCCCCAUUAUCAUGGCCUGGGGCCAACAUAUCUGCCCGAAAACUCGAUGGCAGAUGCCGAGAACUACUGCAGAGACCCGGAUUUGUCCGGCUAUUUGUGGUGUUACACCACUGAUCCUAGUGAUAGGUGGCAGGGAUGCAAUAUAUGGAAGUGUUUCACGUCAAACAACAAUUGCAGACUGUACAGUUCCUACACGCAGUCGGUGGAAAAUGUUCAGGGCUACGGGUAUUACUCUGCGACUCCCUGA
Molecule: messenger RNA, 550 nt
Organism: Mya arenaria
Lineage: Eukaryota; Metazoa; Mollusca; Bivalvia; Myida; Myidae
Product: plasminogen-like
Exons: 4
Coding region: 29-550 (173 amino acids)
Source: RefSeq, a predicted model, not a curated record